AUGGAGACGCCGCACCCUCCCACGUCUCCACCAGCAGACUCGUGGUGGCCCUUCAUCCAAGCCACAGCCUUUCCGUUGGUGGGAGUCGUGCUAGCCAACGUCAUGGCCUUCUCGCCCGUACCCACAUUUGUCAACAUCCUUUCCACAGGCACACUAGGACCCACAGACCCGAUGCCCAUCGUCAUCAUGUUUGGCUCUGCGAUGCAUACGUUCGUCUAUUCGCUCGCCAUUCGCAAUCCCUACAUGUACGCCAGCAACGCACCGGCUGUAUGCGCCGUAGGCUUCUCGUUCAUGUGCAUCCUCCGCGCCAAGGAUCUGCCUACGGCGCAGAUUGCUACCAUCCUCACGGUUGCGCUAGGAAGCAUCGCGAUUGUCAUUAUCAACUUGGGGCUCAAGGAGAUUGUGCAGGUGGCUUGGUCAUACAAGCUGUUAGGCGUCACAUUCAACGUCUACCAGUACCUCUUCUUCCUCUUCCCUCUUGCGCAGCUCCGCACCAUCAUCGUCAACAAGGACGCCUCGCCACUCGUGCCCCUCCUCGUUACGUCGGUCACAGUCAAUGGCGCCAUCUGGUCCGUGUACGGUGCAGCCAUCAAUGACUGGUUCAUUGCCGGACCCAACGUUGCGGCCACGAUGGUCGGAGUAGCUCAACUGCUCCUCCUAGCCAGAUUUGGCAGGGCAGAGGCCAAGAAGCUGGAGCGCAAACAGCAACAACAGGCGGAGCAGCGCGAGCAACAAGAGAAUGGGGAUGGUUAUCGGGAUGAGGAGGAAGGAGAGGGUGAGGGUGGGAAUGACCGUGAGGAUGGGCAGAGACAAGAUCGACAAAACGGCCAAUCAUCCUCGUCAUCAUAG
Molecule: messenger RNA, 849 nt
Organism: Jaminaea rosea
Lineage: Eukaryota; Fungi; Basidiomycota; Exobasidiomycetes; Microstromatales
Exons: 2
Coding region: 1-849 (282 amino acids)
Biological process (GO): carbohydrate transport
Cellular component (GO): membrane
Molecular function (GO): sugar transmembrane transporter activity
Source: RefSeq, a predicted model, not a curated record